Messenger RNA from Protobothrops mucrosquamatus (brown spotted pit viper), 1142 nucleotides. It is a transcript of the gene DUSP26, whose product is annotated as dual specificity phosphatase 26. NCBI's taxonomy places the organism in Eukaryota, Metazoa, Chordata, Lepidosauria, Squamata, Viperidae. Gene Ontology annotation, cellular component: cytoplasm. The record is from RefSeq and is a predicted model, not a curated record. The transcript is spliced from 4 exons. Gene Ontology annotation, biological process: negative regulation of MAPK cascade; protein dephosphorylation. Bases 122 to 715 code for a protein of 197 amino acids. Gene Ontology annotation, molecular function: MAP kinase phosphatase activity; protein tyrosine/serine/threonine phosphatase activity.
UCACAGCUUUGACAAAGACUAGAAACCGACCGUGGGUGGUGGGCACAGCAGAAAUACUGUCCGGGCUCCAGCCCCGCACCCUGAAACAGCCCGGGAUGCAACAGGGGGUGCAGCGGCACCCAUGUCCUUCAUGUCUCUGUUCUCCAGGAACACAUCCAGACCUCCUGUCUGGAGGACUCAUGAUGACACCGUCCACCACCCCAUCCUCAGUGUUUUUGAGCUGGAGAGACUCCUGUACACGGGGAAGACAGCCUGUAACCAUGCCGAUGAAGUCUGGCCAGGGCUUUACCUGGGAGAUCAAGAUAUAGCAGCAAACCGACGUGAGCUGGCCCGACUGAACAUGACUCACAUCCUCAAUGCUUCUCACAGCAAGUGGCGGGGAGGCGCAGAAUACUAUGACGGUAUGGGCAUCUGCUAUCUGGGCAUCGAAGCACACGAUUCACCCACCUUUGACAUGACCCCCUACUUUCAGCCUGCUGCAGAUUUCAUCCACAAAGCCCUGAGCACGAGGGGAGGGAGAAUCCUUGUUCACUGCGCUGUGGGGGUAAGCAGAUCAGCUACCCUGGUCCUUGCUUACCUCAUGAUUUACCACCACUUGACUCUGGUGGAGGCCAUAAAAACCGUCAAGGACCAUCGAGGCAUUAUUCCCAACCGGGGUUUCCUGCGCCAGUUGACCACCCUGGACAACUCUCUCAGGCUGAAGAGGAGACCGUAAGCAGAUGAAUCGUCGGGAAACCAUGAUAGCAUAGUUUCUGUUGGUAAACAUGAGGCAUUACUAGCCUUAUUUGGGCUCAGCUAACCACGACCUUCCACAGAUCCUGCCUCAAAGAAGAACAGCUCUAACCUUUCAAGAUGUACUGCCAAUGUUCUCAGAGGUUAGGCUCAGGAGUCAACCGGAGGCGAGCAAAUUCGAGGUUUCUGAGAGGAAGAGAUUUUCUUUCUCCCUCUCCCGUUGGCUUUCGAAAGCCAUUUUCCAAGACAAUGUCCCAACCUCACACUGAGGAAGCUUUUAAUGCUGAAAUUCCCAUGGAGUGAUAUGUCUUGUGGCCCGUUUCCUCCUGUUUGCUUCUAGCUUUUGUUUUAAAAAGUGGCAAGCCCCAAUGUAUUUUAACUUUAUCGGAAUAAAGUUCUACAGAAGAGAA